AUGAAUCUAGCCAUACUCUCUUAUCAGACGCUAACAAUUUGCCUAUUAUUUAUGGUUCAAGACUGUUUUGAGUUGGAUAAUAUUUCUUUUGGUGAUUUUCCUUUUAUGAUGCGCCCCUUCAAAAUUCAGGUUACUUGUUAUGUCUACUUCACACGUAUCGUUGUCUAUCUACUUUGCAUCACUAUUCCAUUUUGGUCGGCUUGGGUUGUGGAGCUUUUCAAAGAAAGCGUUAUGCUUGCCUUCUGCGUGGCUGUGGGCGUCAAAUUUCGACCUAUCGACGACAACCCAUAUCUACAAUUGGGCUCUGAGGAUGAAGAGAGUGACCCUGGCGAGGACACUCUAAUGGAGUGCAUUCAGAUUGAGUCUGCCGCUAUAACAACUCAAAGUUAG
Molecule: messenger RNA, 390 nt
Organism: Protopolystoma xenopodis
Lineage: Eukaryota; Metazoa; Platyhelminthes; Monogenea; Polystomatidea; Polystomatidae
Source: the annotation of a GenBank genome assembly